AUGAAGUGGUUUUUGUGCCUGAUAGGUACAAUCUUUCUGUGUUUGCAGAGCCACGUGAAAGCAGGUAUGUCCAUAACCUCACAAAUAAUAAAUGUGCACAAAUUAGUCUCUUGUAACAGGAUUAUUUUUAGGACAACAGAUUGUAAACUAAUGGAAAAUCUUUGUGUUUAGAGUCAAAUUUGAGCAGAAGUUUGAUUGAAAAAGCUGUGGAUGAAGCCAAGGCCACAGUGGACUCUGCUUAUGAGUACUCCAGGAGACAGUAAGUGUUACUCUGCUGCUCACAUCUGCAGUCGUGCAAAGUUUCAAGUGUGCCCGUGAACAUAAACUGCAUUUAAAAUGCAUUGAUUCUCUUUAAUUUCACCUCUCCUCACAACUUAGGAGCAUUGAGCGUGUCAGGAGGAAUGCAGCGAACCCUUCAGACGUCCUGCGGUUGUUGAAACAGCCUGUUGGGCCGACCCGUCUUGCUGUGCGAGCUGCUGACUAUAUGGAUAACGCUGUGAAACUGAUCAGGAGUUCUUUGGAAAGGCGUCAGAAACGCUCCAUCAACGCCACAGGUGUUUGUUCAAAACAGGUUCUUCGCAUUUUCAUUGCAGGUUGACUUUAAAUCAAAGCUGAGCUGUCUUGCUUCUGUCACCAGACCUGAUCUCUGAGGAGGAUCUGCAGCUCAUCUCUGAACUGACAGGCUGCUCUGCAAGACAGCGACCCCCCUACUGCAGGACGACCCCGAAUUUAGAAAAGUUUCGUACAGCAAGUAGCAUCUGCAACAACAGGUGAGGGCCCGGCUUAAAACCAAAUUUGAAAAGGCAUCUUUUUAAAGUUACUGCCCUUUUAUAAACUUAAUAAUGUCACUGAAAUGUGUCACAGAGAGGUCUUACCAAGUUUAUUAACUGGGCAUUUUGAAAGUUUGAUAUUCCCUGAGCCUUAAAAGUAGAUGCUGACAAAGAUUGAAACUUCUGAUGAACAAGAAACCAGUCCUCUUUGCGUUUCGUUUUAAGUGGAAAAGUAUUUGAAUGGGAGGGGAAAGGUGCUCGCAUUCCUUCAAAGAAAUGUUGGCUGUGGUUUUAGUCAGUCAGUGGUACAAAUGCGGUCCCUCCAUAUUUAAAACAAAAGAAAGAAUAAUAAAGGAAGUUAUUUUCCUGUGCAGAAAAAACAGCCGCUGGGGAUCCUCCAACACGCCUUUUACGCGUUGGCUUCCUGCCGAGUACCAGGAUGAUAUAUCUCUGCCCAAGGGCUGGGACCUGGAACUGAGAGUCAACAGACGACUCCUCCCUUUGGUACUGCUUAUUAGUAAAUAUACAUAUUUACUGUAAAUAUUAUAUGAAGUUAUUGUUCUCCACCUCUUCAGGAGACUAAGAAAUGUCACAGAAUUGAAGAUUUUACGUUCAAAUACAUCGUACUGAAUUUUCUUCAUCCUGCCUCCAGGUGAGAGAAGUGUCCAACCGUAUUCUGAGUACAGCGAACGCUGAUGUGGAGAGUGAUCCACUUUACACUCACCUGGUGACCAUUUUUGGCCAGUGGACCGACCACGAUCUGACGUUUACCCCUCACUCUCCUGUUAUCCGCUCGUUCAGUAAUGGCAUCGACUGUGACAAGAGCUGUGAACGCACCGAGCCGUGCUUUCCCAUUCAGGUCUGUAUUUAUUUAUUUAUGAAUCUCCUAUUUUACUUCUAACUCAGCCUUUAAAUGUCCGUUUUCCAUCGGGUAGUGUUGUGUCUGCACCAUAGACUGCAUAUAGAAUGGACGCCGUCUGCCUCCUCGCUGGGCGAAGCCACUCCGAGAACAGCGCCCUCUUGUGACGGCUGCAGUAUAGAUCAUAAAUCCCGCCUCCUCCAGCAAUCCCUAUGGAGACACGAUCAGUUUGUCCUCCAUUUUAGAUAUCAGUGAACAGCCGUUAGCUUUUAUACGUCACCCGGCAACCGUUAUGCUGAUUCGUUAUCGUGACGCAAAUUCGCUCAAGUUGAGACAUUUUCAGCUCCCGCCCAAUUCGCGUCAGAGUAGUAUGAGCGUCUUAUCGCAUCUUUACAUUGACUUAGCAUGUAAUUCUUUUUAUGGGACAUACUUGAAUCUACAGCGAGACAAACCAAGUUCUAACUUUCUUUUUCUUUCGCUGACAGAUCCCAGAGAAUGACCCCCGCCUUGAGAGGCACUCAGAGGAGUGCAUCCCUUUCUUCCGCUCGACAGCAGCUUGUGGUUCUGGCAACACCGGCCACCUCUUUGGUGCGAGCACUGUCCGCCAACAGAUGAACACUCUGACAUCUUUCAUCGAUUUGGGUCAGGUGUACGGUUCAGAUGACGCCAAAGCGCGGUUUUUACGCAACCUCACCACGGACGCGGGUUUGCUGAGAGUCAAUACAGAGUUCACUGAUGACGGACGAGAGCUCCUUCCUUUCACUAACAUGAGCGCCAACAUGUGUGCCACCAGAGCUCGAAUCACCAACGAUGUCAGUGUGGCGGAGGUACCCUGCUUCCUGGCUGGUAAACGACUGACUGCAAGUGUUUGGCAGUCCUUUUACUUCUGUUGUCUUUCAAUUCAGUUUUGUCAUUUGUCAUUUGCACGUCUUGAAUGUGACAACCGUGACACCGACAGAUGUCUGAUUUAUAUUUCAGGUGAUGAGCGCUCCAAUGAAAACAUCGGUCUGUCAUCUCUGCACACUCUUUUACUGCGUGAGCACAACCGCCUGGCUCGUGCUCUAGCUAAACUCAACCCUCACUGGAACGGGGAGAGACUCUACCAAGAGGCACGCAAGAUCAUGGGCGCGUACUUCCAGGUGAGAGACGGCGAAGCAACAUGGGUUACAUAACGAACAAAUGGUGCUGUUGUGUUCACUCACUUUCCUUUUUGUGUAUCAGGUUAUCACUUUCCGAGAUUACUUACUCCACAUCGUUGGACCAGAUGUCGUUGCUAAACAGCUCUCCACCUACCCCGGCUAUGAUGAGAACGUGGAUCCCAGCAUCUCGAACGUAUUUGCCACAGCUGCCUACAGGUUUGCACAUCUGAUGGUUCAGCCGUUCAUGUUUCGCCUUGAUGAAGAGUACAACGAACACCCUGAGUUCCCGAGCCCACUGCUGCACAAAGCCUUCUUUACUCCAUGGAGGAUCCUCUUUGAAGGUACGACUGAGAUCUUCAACUUUUGAUCUAAUGUGAGCACAACAAGUUGAGACAAAACGAUGUACAUCUUCAGGCAGUGAAGGUUAAUAUUUCAGGGUAUCUGGUUUAGCCAGCUUUCACCAAGCUCUGAGGAAGAAUGCUUCCCAAGACUUCAGACUCUCUUUUCACGGCUUUGACUGUGAUUACUCUUGGUGGAGGUUCAUUACCAAAGUUUAUAUCCAUCCAUCCAGCUUCAACCCCUUAUCUGGGGUCUAGUCACGGGGGCAGCAUUCUGAGCAGAGAACCCAAGACUGCUCUCUUCCCAGUCACUUGGUCCAGUUCUUCCCGAAGGACCCCGAAGCGUUCCCUGGCCAGCUGAGAGACAUAGUCUCUCCUGCAUGUCCAUGGUCUUUCCCACGGUCUCCUGCUGGUGGGAUGUGCCCUGAAUGCCUCACCUGCAAGGCAUCCAGGAGACAUCCUGAUUAGAUGCCCAAGCCUCCUCAUCUGACUCCUCUCAACGCAGAGGAGCAGCGGCUCUACUCCAAACCCCUCCUGAAUGACAGAGCUUCUUACCCUAUCUCUAAAGUAGAGCCCAGCCACCCUGCGGAGGAAGCUCAUUUCAGCCACUUGUACUCACGAUCUUGUCCUUUCGGUCACUACCCACAGCUCGUGACCAUAGGUGAGGGUAGGAACGUAGCUCGACCCAUUUAUCGAGAGCUUUGCCUUUCGGCUCAGCUCCUUCUUCACCAUGACAGAUCUGUGUAGCGCCCGCAUCACUGCUGACGCCGCACUGAUCCGCCUGUCGAUCUCCCAAUUCAUUCUUCCCUCACUCAUGAACAAGACCCAGAGAUACUUAAACUCCUCUACGUAGGCAGGAUCUUGUUUCCAACCCAGAGAGGACACUCUACCUUUUCCCGGUUGAGAACCAUGGACUCAGAUUUGGAGGUGCUGAUUCUCAUCCCAGCCACUUCACACUUGGCUGCGAAAAGGUCAUGGCUUGAUGAAGCCAACUUAAGAUUUCCAGUAGUUUACCCAACCAGACUCCUGGAGUUCUUCAGUUUAGCUGCUCAGGAGGAAGUGCUGAUUCAAGACAGGCAGGAUCAGCAGCCAUGAGUGAAAUCAGUAUCAACAUCCAGGUCUUUACUUACCUUAGUCAAAAGUCCACCUGAAGUUCUCCAUGUUUCCUGAUUUCUUUAGGUGGUUUGGACCCAAUCCUGAGAGGUCUGGUGGGUCGCAGAGCAAAGCUGAACACACAGGAUCACAUGAUGCACGACGAGCUGAGGGAGAGGCUGUUUGAGUUCUCCAAAGAGCUGGCUCUGGACCUCGCCUCGCUCAACAUGCAGAGAGGCAGAGACCACGGUCUCCCAGGUAUGACUUUUAUCUAGUUCUUCAGUUCACUACACUGUUUUGUAGAUUUUUAUCCCAAAAUGCACCAAAAAAUUGAAGACAUUGCCGCAUUUUCACCCUGUGCGUCCCUAUUAAGGCUACAACAAAUGGCGAAAGUUCUGUGGACUGUCAGAACCAAAAAAUCGGAGACAGCUGAGAAAAGUUUUGGAAAAUAGACAACUGGCCAGGAGCCUGCUGGAUCUGUACGGCACACCGAAAAACAUUGAUGUGUGGGUGGGGGGAGUGGCAGAGCCGUUUGUCCCUGGAGGGAGAGUGGGACCCCUGUUCGCCUGUCUGAUCGCCACUCAGUUCCAAAGGAUCCGCCAGGGGGACCGGUGAGUAGACCAGGAGGAGAACUUUACAGUACAUGUGCAGUUAAUAUAUCGACAGCUGUGUUCGACAAACUUUUAACACAAAAUCUGUUUAUUCCAGACUUUGGUGGGAGAAUGAGGGAGUGUUCAGUGAAGCCCAAAGAGAGUCCCUGAAGCAGACGUCACUUUCCCGCAUCAUCUGUGACAACACCGGUAUCACCAGGGUACCAGAGAAGCCCUUCCAGUUCACAUCGAGCAGGUUCUUCACUGAAUGUGCAAAUAUUCCCGCCUUUGACCUCAGCCCAUGGAAGGAGGAAAUCGAGUGAAAAAAAAAACUAAAGCUGUCUGACUGAUCGGUGAAAACUUCAUGUGUAGGAGUUUAGGGGCCAGGAACGAAUUCAAACUUGGAGGAGGAUUUUUAAAGAAUAAAAAACAAGAAUAAAGUUGAAAUUUGCAGGAAAAAAACUGGAUUUCAGUCCUAAAUUUUCAACUUUAUUCUCCAUGUUUUUACUUUUCUCUCAGAAGUGCUUAAUAUUUUAAAUAACUCCUCUUUUUCUUUUUUUAGCUCCUUCUUGGUCCUAAUACUUCUGUACACAUGAGUGCCAGCUAUCAGGAGACAUGUUUUAACAUGAGGGAUUGAAUCACCUGUAAAAACUCUAAUAAUUUUUAAACUUUGUGAACUGAAAGAUGUGAAUAUUUAAAAAAGAACAUGUGGGGCAUUUUCUUCGCCUUAUGAAUUUACAAAAUUUCUGCAAUAAAUUGUUGUUACUCUACUCAGUUCUCAGUCUGUAUUUAACAAUUUCUGAUGUACCUCAGAGAUGCAAAAAAAGAGGCAAAUACCAGACUGCUAAAAGGGUUAUAACAUUAAAGUUAUAACAUUGUGAAUUAACUUUAUCAAAAUGUGUUCAACAUCUAUCAACUCAUUUGAUCCUGCUUUGUAUCAGCUUUGCAAACGGUUGAUGAGAUUAAUUAAAAACUCAACUCAACUUUAUUUAUGGAUCACUUUAAAUACAACCAAAGCUGACACAAAGUGCUGUACAUAAUAACAUAAAAACAUAAAACAACAAUAAAUACUUGUAUUAAAAUAUAAUAAAAAGCAAUAAAACAAUAAAACGCCGUCUCAUGCUGGGUCAAAAGUCAAGGAAUAAAAGUGGGUUUUUAGACGGGUUAAACUCGUGCAAAUAAGGAUUAAAAUAUGUGUUGAAAGAUGUUCCAGAGCAACUUUCAUCCAAACCAAUCGAUGUAAAUGCAGAUAUAAGCAGAGCUAAAGCUUUAUCACUACAGUUUGAUGUGCUUUUUAGUCUUUACGUGCAUGGGAACAAGAGCUGCACGAUUAAAUACAGUUACAAAGUGAUCAUAUGAGCAUCUCCAAAAAACUCACUGCAGUACAACUGCAUGAACAAAUAAUGUAAAGUGCAAACAUGGGUACUGUACAAAACAUGGUUCUCAGCAGAUAAAUAUAAAAACUAAGAAUUAGAUGAAGUCGAGCUUGUGAUCAUUGCAGUAUUUGCGAUUGUUGUUGCCGAUUUUUUCACGCCGUGCUUUUUCAAGUCUCUUAGUACAUCAAAAAGCCUCCUUACCUGCAUGCACUCCGCCCAUGCAGAGAUUGUUUAAUGAAGAGUCUUCUACAAGUUAAACCAGUGAGCUGGUGGUGCAGGGAUGGAAAACAAAGGUAGCUGAAUAAAGUUUGAAAUUCCAAACAAAGCUUAUAAUCCCUGCAACACUGCUGAGAAGGCAGCAUGUUUCUAGAGAGACUCUCCGGCUUCAAUUUAAGAGGCAAAAUCCAGCAUAUAGGGCAGACCGGGGCUUGUUGUCACACUUUUUACACUCUUAUAUAUUUUAUGGAAUCAAUGCAUCAUAUAUUAACAAAGUUUGUACCAGAUGAAGAACAAAAGUCUCAGGUUUAUAUUUCGUGUUCAUGUCAUUUUCAUAUCUUGUGUCAGUGCAGAAUUAUUAGUAAUCAAAUAGAGAGUGUGAACAUGUGACAUGUUGACCCCCCAUCGGGUAAGUUGUCUCACUACAUGGGGUAAGAUGUCACAGUGGAUCUUACAGCUAAUAAAACAAGGACAAAAUAAUUGUUGUUCUCAUUUUUUUUUACUUGAAAGUGAACAUCAAAGUCAGACACAGAAAAUGUUUAUCAUUGAUUUAGAAAAAGUCUUUGAACAAACGUUAACAUAAAAUAUUACUCAACAUGCUCUGGAGUUUGGAGAGCUGUUUGACUCUGUAUUUUGGCUGGGCUGGAUAUUUUUGCAGUACCGAGCCAAGGUAUGUUAGUUGACAUUAAAGACGUUUAUUGUACUCCAGAUUGAUUUAUUAGCAAGGUUCACCUGUCAGACUGUCCUCAGUAUCACGUCAGGUACUGCACUGACAUGUUCAGUUUUUCUUUUGUAAUUCCUGACCAUGUUUUCUCACUUUCUCCCCUCCUUUAAACCACUUUGUUCUCUGUAAAAAUAAAGUCAACAUUUUAAUUUGACAACUGCCGAUAAACAGACUCUCUAUGUUAAUUUUAAUCCCUUUUAAACACGUGAUAACUACCCCAAAAUGACUGAGACGUUUUUGCCCCAAACAACCAUGUCUGCUAAUCAAAGCUCUAGUUUAAAGUUAUCUUAAAACAGAACAAUGACUGAGGUAUGACAGGAUGCCUUAAUCUCUCCUCUAACAAGUCGACAUCUUUCACUGCUAGGAUUUUAAUCUGGAAGAAGCUUAUUUUAAAAUAUAUGAAGUUAAUUUUCUUUACUUUGGGUUGUGCAAAAUGGUUUAUUGGCGUUCUCUUCUUAGACAGGAUACAACCCCUGAUCAUGUACAGGAAUAAAACUAGGAUUCCACUUUUUAGUUGCACCCUCUGGUGGCAAAAAUAACUGUGAUGUGACAACUUACCCAAGUGACAACAAGCCCCGGUCCUCCCUAUAUCAGCAUAUCCUGCAUGCAGUUUGAAAUGUGUGUCUUCAAAUGCAAAUGCUGCAUGGAAAUGGGGUUUAAAUGGCACUAAAUCACAUCAAUUAAAAUCCAGAUAUUAGCAACUACUAAUAAAAUGGAAAAGUUAAUAAUGAUACUUUGGAAGAAGUCGUUGCAGUCGUUUUCACGGGAAAAGUCUCGCCGCGUAAAAGGGCUAAAAGAGUGUGUCGUCUGCUUAUGCGCAACAGACUUUUACGCACGGUUUGGAGGUCGAUCGUGACUGUCUGGAUCUAGACUCUAAUGAUAAAAUAAAAUAAGAUGAUCUCUUUUGAAUCCAACACACGAGGAAAAUCUUCAGUGGCAGCUGAAUCACACAGAUAACAAUAAUAAUAACACACUUUUCUCCGUUUGGUGAUUUUAUUGUUCAGUUUAGGCGCAAAGAGUCACUUGGUCAUCUCAGCUGCUUUGUUCUUUAUUUUAUGUAAUAAGAUCAUAUCAGGUUAAUGCAACUUUAACAAACCAUCAACCAAUUUCACUUUAAAUAUUAUAUUUCUUUACAUUUUAUCAGAACUUCAUUAUUAGACCAGUGUUGUUGCUGUUGUUUUUUUCAAGCAUAUUUACCGGUUGAAUGUUUAAUCUCCGCGUGUUUACGGUAGGUGAGCUCAUUUCUGGUCAUGGUCAACAUAAAACUUGAUUUUCUUUUUGGUUUCUUUUAGUACAGGAAGUUCAUUUCUUUUUUGCUUGUCACGCAAACUGCAUCUUCAUUCCAUGACUUUCUGAAAAUCCCGCAAAUAUUUCCAACCAAGGAACUAGUUUGGGACAUACCUGUCAUUGUUGAACUACCUGUUGUUUGUUCAACAUAUUGUUACCGCUGCUGAGAUAUUCAGCCGGACAGGAAAUUAGUCCACCUUGUAAACAUAAUGACUGUAAGUAUUAGAACAGAAAAAAACAGGCCAAUGAUGAAGUAGGUUUACUGUCCCUGCACGUUUGUCUGACGUGCAUGCACAGUAUCUUUGAGUGUGAUUUAAGAUUAAAGAAAAUGAAUAAUAAAAACAACAGUUAGGCAUAAAUUCGUGUUAAAACGGCGUCCUUAUUGUGGUCCAAAUGUUUGAACCGAUGAAAUGCAAAAAAAAAGAAAGAUUAUCAUCUGAGAAAAAUAAGAAAUAAAAAUAAGAAAUGAGGGUCAGCGAACCCCAAAAUAAAAAAAGCAAAAUAAUCAUUUCACCAAGAACAAAAACUCUAUUUUAAAAAAUUAUCUGAGGUAUUUUUCUCUCUCUAUGGUUUGCACAAAAAUAUGUCGAGACUUCGGAGGUCAGAGAGGACAUAUCUCUCUGUUCUCGUCUGAAGCUGCGAAACAGGCCCGAGAUGAUUUGUGAAGUUAUGAGGAAGAAAACAUUUAUUUACCCAUAACUUCAGCCAAAUUCCGGGCACGAAUGUCAGAUUAGGGCGUCACCUUUGAUCUCAGCCUUAUAAAUACCAAGCGAGUAAAGAGAGGAGUGCAGAGCUGACAUGUUCAGAGUGGAUGAAAGUUCAUUCAAGGCCAGGAGCUUCCACGGAUUUCUCUUCAUCUGUUAACUUAUUCUUUGUUUGUACUAGAUCAUUUAUAAAUCCUCGCAAAUUCAAACAAAUACCGGAAUUUUAACUCAGUCUAGAUCCGGGCAACACGAGUCGUUUUUUCCUUCUUUUUAUCCGGAGGAGUGUCGCCUUGUUCCGCAGAGAUGCAGCCGUUUCUGCCCCUGCUGCUGGCCCUGGGACUUUACGUGUCCUUCCAAGUUCAUGCCGGUGAGUACCUCAUUUAACUUUUUAUUAAUAGCCUGACAAGUUGUGGUUGAAGGUGUAUUCAUUGUGUGACAAAAUAAGGAUAAAUCAACUACAUUUAUUCGGAUAUUCAGAUAUGAAUUCAUAUUUUUCGAUAGAAUAUUGUAGCUGCUUGUAUGACAUGAAUCAAAAUAAAAAACGAUCAAUCCAUUUAUUCAAAGAUACAACAGUGAAAAAUAAAACCCUGCCCUUUUCUCUCCAGAGCUCCAACUGAGCAGAAGAGCGAUUGAAGAGGCUGUGAUUUCAGCCAAAGCCAACGUCGACUCAGCUUACACCUAUUCCCGAAGAGUGUGAGUUUAACCACCUGAUUGUUCACAGCUUAACCUCUCCGUAAGACAGGGGCUGAAAGCAGGUGUUGACAUGCGCUCUCCACAUCACACAGGUCCAUUGAGCGCGUCAAAAGGAAAGCUGCGAGCCCCGCGGACAUCCACCGCUUGGAGAAGCAGCCUGCAGGUGCUGCGCGUGUGGCUGUGCGCGUGGCUGACUAUAUGGAGUAUGCGAUCACUUUACUCCAAGGUUUGAAGGCAAGACGGCAGAAACGCUCCAUUAAUGCAACAGGUGAGUAACCUGCGCAGCUUUCCACAGAGUCCCUGAAAACAUUUACGCGUGUUGGCUCCAGCUGAGUCGAUGACUUUUUUUGUUCUUUUCUUUAAGAUUUGCUCACUGAAGAGGAGCUGCAGGUCUUAUCCGAUCUGACAGGCUGCACUGCCAGGCAACGCCCCAUCGACUGCAGGACGACCCCCAAUAGGGACAGGUUUCGCACAGCAAGCAGCGUCUGCAACAACAGGUGAGGCAGUUACUGACAAUCUCUGCGCCAUUUCACUGAUAACUUUGUUGUAUGACAGUCAAUCUCUAAACUGAAUGCCUGAUAUGAGUUGUUUAUUGCAUGUCCCUUAAACCAGUGGUUCUCAACUGGUGGGUCCCGACCCAUAAGGGGGUCGUGGACACGUUCUGGAUGGGUCGCGAAAAGCUGGUCAAAAAAAGUAAAUAUUUAAAGCGCAUCUGAUGUUUGAAAUGUCUUUUAUUUUGAAAAAAGCUUCUUUUGAGCGUUAUGUUGUGGUCCUCUUCGGUUUCUUAUUAAUGUGGCCUGAAUGCGGGAAAGUGACACGUUUUUUUAUGGUCUUUAUUUUGUGCAAUUUGAUGUUUAUUCACUUUUGUCCAUGCUGUUGCACGGUCCUCCUCAGGAUGCAAAUAAGUCAAAUUUUUCAUUUUGCUGGUCUCCAUUUUGUGCAAUUUGAUAUUUUCUGUACAUGAAACUUCAGUUGUUGUCGUCUUCAGUUCAUGUGCUCUGACAUGCACUUUACUCGAUAAAAUGGGUGUAUUUAUGUCAAAGAUUUGAGUCUUUAAAGUUUUUUUUUACAAGAAAUAAAUUUGAUUGGUUUGGACCAUGGGAGAAAGUGGGUCCCAGAGUGAGACCAGUUGAGAACCACUGCCUUAAACCUGUUACUAACAUAGCUUUUUACUCAAAGAAAUGAAGGGUACAAUCAUUGACUUAUUUUUAUUGCACAGGGAAAACACACGAUGGGGAUCCUCCAGUAUACCCUUUGUUCGCUGGCUCCCUGCCGAGUACCAGGACGGAAUAUCUGAGCCAAAAGGAUGGGACCCUGAACGGGAAAUCAACGGCCAUGUCCUCCCUCCAGUGAGAAACCUUUUUUAUAUUUCUAUGUCUCAAAUAUCUAUGUGAGAGAGAUGAUUGUAGCUUUACAGAAUCUCUUUCUUUGUAUGUUAUAUGAAUUCAUUGUUCUCCACCUGAGAGAGCUCUUCAGGAGACUAAGAAAUAUCACAGAACUGAAGAAUUUACAUUCAAAGAGGUUGUCCUGAAUUUUCUUCAUCCUGCCUCCAGGUGAGAGAGGUCUCCAACGAGAUUCUGAGUACAGCAAACUCUGAUGUUGACGGUGAUUCUCUUUACACUCACCUGUUAACAAUCUGGGGCCAGCUGAUGGACCACGAUAUAACUUUCACACCUCACUCUCCUGCUGUGCGGCCAUUUGUUGGAGGCGUUGACUGCGAAGUGAGCUGUGAACGCAUUGAACCGUGCUUUCCUAUUGAGGUGAGUGUAAGCGUGUUGUCGCUACAAGAACGGUGUCAGAAUAUUUGGACUUAAAUAUUCUAAGUGCUGCUUUUUCAUGUCAACAGAUCCCAGAUGGCGACCCACGCUUUGGCUCAAACUCAGGACAGUGCAUUCCCUUUUUUCGCUCAGCACCAGCUUGUGGUUCCGGCCACACUGGCAGCAUAUUUGGUGCAAGCACAGUCCGCAGACAGAUGAACGGAAUCACUGCUUUCAUUGAUGGGAGCGAGGUGUAUGGUUCAGAUGAGUCCAGCGCUCAGAACCUCAGAGAUCUCACCACAGAUGAAGGGCUGUUAAAAGUCAACGACAUGUAUACAGAUGAUGGCCGAGAGUUGCUUCCUUUCAGCAGCUCAGAUGGCAAAAAGGGUGCAAACAUGUGUGCCAGCCGAGCUAGGAUCACCAAUGACAGCAGCGCAGAAGAGGUUCCCUGUUUUAUAGCUGGUAAGUUGCAGUUAUGAAGGCUGAAAACAGAUCAGUUUCAUCAUUGCACCAGGCUUAUAACGUUUCCCUUCUCAUUUCGUGACUCUCAGGUGACGGGCGUGCCAACGAGAACAUCGGCCUGUUAUCUCUGCAAACACUUUUAGUGCGUGAACACAACCGUCUGGCCCGUGCUCUGGCUGAACUCAACCCUCACUGGGGGGGAGAGAGAAUCUACCAGGAGGCACGCAAGAUCGUUGCCGCAUACCUCCAGGUAAGAGAGGGCCUUACAACAUGAAUUCCAGAAACAUUUUAUCAGUGACCGAAGAGAUGGGUGGGCUGACCCUGUAUGGUUCAGUUGACUCAGUUUAUGUUUUUGUCAAUCAGGUUAUCACUUACCGUGACUACUUGCCCCUAAUUGUUGGACCAGAUGUCACUGCCAAGUACCUUUCCACCUACCCUGGCUAUGAUGAGGAGACCGACCCCAGCAUCGCUAACGUGUUUGCCACAGCUGCCUACAGGUUUGCACAUCUGAUGGUUCAGCCAUUCAUGUUUCGCCUUGAUGAAGAGUACAACGAACACCCUGAGUACCCGAGCCCACUGCUGCACAAAGCCUUCUUCGCACCAUGGCGGAUCCUCUUUGAAGGUACGGCUGAGAUCUUCAACUUUUUAUAGUAGCCUCAUUGUGCUUAAUGAAUUCCACUUUACCAUGAAGGACAUGAUAGCAAGAAGAAAACAUGCUUGGACAACCGACUCGCGCUAAUCGUGUGGUGCUUGUUGUUACACCUUUGCUCCUCAGGUGGUGUGGACCCAAUUUUGAGAGGUCUGGUUGGUAGAGAGGCAAAGCUAAACACACAGGAGCACAUGAUGCACGAUGAGUUAAGGGAGAAGCUAUUCCAGUUUACCGCCAAGUUGGCCCUUGACCUUGGCUCUCUCAACAUGCAGAGGGGCCGUGACCAUGGACUCCCAGGUAUACUUGGACUUUAAUACUUUCCUCAAAUUUUGCUUGACUGAAUUGGCGACUAACACUGUAGAUCUGUAACCAAACACAUAUUAACACCUCAAUCCCAAAACCCCUUUUCGUAACACAUUUACAUUCUUGAUGUUCACAACCCUUUUUGUCCUUUUUUAGGUUAUUCCAAAUGGAGGGAGUUUUGCGACCUGUCCGUACCAGAGGAUGUUGAUGAGCUGGGUGAAGUUAUGGGCAAUCCUGAUCUUGCUGCGAAGUUAAUGAGUCUCUACGGUACGCCCGAAAACAUUGACGUGUGGCUGGGAGGGGUGUCAGAGCCAUUUGUGAACGGAGGGAGAGUGGGACCUCUGUUUGCCUGCCUGAUUGCUAAGCAGUUCCAGAAGCUUCGCCAAGGUGACCGGUAAGCAGAAAAGAGGAAGGAGUGAAGUCGCGUUAGUGACAAACAUCUACAAAAUUGUAGAAAUAGCUGUGUAAUCGCACCAUUACAUCCAUUUUGACGUUCAAAGACUUAAACUCUACCGAACCUUUGAAUUUCAGAUUCUGGUGGGAGAAUGAUGGGGUCUUCACUGAGGCCCAAAAAUACUCACUGAGGGGAAUGUCAUUGUCAAAAAUUAUCUGUGACAACACAAAAAUCACCAAAAUACCAAGGAACCCUUUUCUGUACAGUCCACAAGUGAAUAGUUACACUCUGUGCGAGGACAUACCUGCCCUUGACCUCAGACCGUGGACGGAGACUGGUAAGUCAUUGUGCUAAAACCUUCUUUUCUUCCAUUAGUGCCAAUGUAAAUAUAUAUACAAACUGACCCUGAAACAGAAGGAAAGUCAACUCCUUCCUGAGCUGCUAUCUGUGAAAUUCUCUAUUGAUUUUGCUUCAUAAUGCUGCGGUAGAAAGGAUUUUGCGCUCUAACACUCAUAUCUUUGAUUUCUUUAGUCUCACCUGAUACAAUGGAUCCUAGUUAUGAAGACCACCAUGAUGGUUAUGGCCCCCGGGGACCUCCUGGACCUCCUGGACCUCCUGGACAAUCAUAUGCCAGGAAGUUUGUUGCCUUUUCUGUGCAAUUGGGUAACGACUCGCCCACAUCUAGAGAUCCUGUCAUGUUCCGUACGCCCAUUUACAACGAGCAGAACAGUUAUGAUAUCAGAACCGGCUAUUUCACCUGCCAGGAACCAGGAGUUUACGAGUUCACGUUCAACUGCAUCAUCAGCAAUGCUGUUUCUUCUCUGGAUCUUGUACGUAACGGUAAACGGAUCGUGCACUCAUUCACCACCGUCACAAGAGAAACCACAGUAGCCAGUGGCCAUGUGUAUGUUAGGCUUGACCUUGGAGACAGGGUGUGGUUGACGGCCCCAGAGGGUACUCUAGGCUUGUCUUCUGACAGCAUUCUAUCAGGGCAGCUGGUCUACACUGCGUAA
Messenger RNA from Xyrichtys novacula (pearly razorfish), 14366 nucleotides. Lineage: Eukaryota; Metazoa; Chordata; Actinopteri; Labriformes; Labridae. The record is from the annotation of a GenBank genome assembly.